Lactuca virosa is the source of this 225-nucleotide messenger RNA. The record is from the annotation of a GenBank genome assembly. Lineage: Eukaryota; Viridiplantae; Streptophyta; Magnoliopsida; Asterales; Asteraceae.
AUGAUAGAAAAGGUCAAACACACACAAGAAGAAUACAUAGGGUCAAACAUUUUUGAGAUUGUGGGAACAAAUGUCCAGUCAACAUAUAUUACAUGCCUUGUUGAUCAAAUUGCUACACUUGGCAUAAAGCUACUUUUUUUGGUUAUCAUUGUGAAUAACAUCAUGAAAUAUUUCACGUUUGAGAUUCAGGUGUUGGAUGAUAAAAAUGUCAGACAGCUUUUCUAG